Darwinula stevensoni is the source of this 2520-nucleotide messenger RNA. The record is from the annotation of a GenBank genome assembly. NCBI's taxonomy places the organism in Eukaryota, Metazoa, Arthropoda, Ostracoda, Podocopida, Darwinulidae.
AUGAAAAUGACAGAUAAAUAUCACCUGAAGUGGAACUCCCACCAUGAAGAAGCAUUUGAGAAUUUUCAUCUCCUGCGGGAUCGGGAGAUCUUCACUGAUGUCACCUUGUCAUGCGAGGGUCAGAUCAUGAAAGCCCACCGGGUGAUCCUCAGUGCUGGCAGUGCAUAUUUUGAGCGGACUCUCCCCCGAGACAGUUCACACACUCCUAUUGUGUACUUCCAUGGGAUUCCUAUGGCUAAGCUGCGGCUUGUGAUUGAAUUCAUCUACUCUGGUGCCGUUGAGGUCCCAAGCCCUGAUCUUGAGAAGUUUAUUGAACUCUCUGAGUGCCUUGAAGUGAAAGGUCUUAAGUCGCGGCCUCGAAGCUCAUCUAACCCAUCAACUUCCCAAAGAACAGAGUCAUCCUCAGGAAAGAGCAGCGCUUCAGCCUCUCCCCCUCCUGCAACCAAACAUCAAUCCACAACCUCUACUCAGUCAAGCCAGCCAGCCAAAAAGCUGAAGCUAGCACAGGAUCUGUCAAAAGCUGAACCACAACCAGAGAAAAAUGAAGAGACUGAUUCCACAAUUGCUGUGAAUAAUGUAAAGGAUGAGCACAAUGAUGAAGUCUCACUUAAAGAAGAGGAAAUUUUAGGAAUGGGUGAUGAGGCACAAGAUGAGCAGUAUGAUGAUUCUUCACCUGGAGAGGAUACUGGGGCUCUUCCGUCUGACUCCAUGGAGUUGUCACUCACUUCUGAUGAAGUACCUCAGAAUAUCCCUCCUGAAAUCUCCCCUGAGAAAGACAGCAGCAUCUGUCCCAUCAUCCAUUUCCAUGGCAUAGACAUGAUGCAUCUAAGACUUCUAGUGGAUUUCAUGUAUUCAGGUGAAGUGGAUGUACCUUCUACUGAGUUGGAGCAAUUCAUUGCUCUUGCUGACAGCCUUGAAGUUAAAGGUCUGAAAGGAGACAGAUCCAAAAGGUCUGAUGUACCCCCAGCAUUUGGGAGGCCAGAACUGCAGUCAUCAUUUGGAAGACCAAGGGUGGCUGGCCCAACUUCCUUUGGACGAUCAAUGGGAGUUUCUUUUCAGCCAAGCACAUCUGGGUCAACCAUGGGUACCCAACUGAAACGAAAGCUUCCAUUAGCAGUUGAUAGUGCCUCAGGACUGCAAGAUUCUCAGUCUUCACCAUCACCAGUGCCAGAGAAGAAGUCAAUGCCUGAAUCAAUCAUUCCUGAUAUCCAUAAUCAGGCAUCUGAUAGUGCUGCAUCAGAAGGAUUUGUGAAGACUGAAGCUGAUGAAGCAGAAGUGGAAGAGGUAGAAGAGGUUGAGCAGUCCUAUUUUGCUGAAGAGGAAGGCAUGGGAGCUGCUGAAGGUGAAAACAGUAAUAGUUCAUAUCAAAUGGAGGGAGGAGAGGAGUUUGAUCCAAAUGAGCUUCCUGCAAAUAUCCCUCCUGAAAUAGCACCAGAAAAAUGCCUUUCUAUUCCUGGUCAGUCAGGUAUAUGUUGUGAAAGACAGCUUCUUCACUGUAUCCAUCAGACAUUGAUGAAGGUGAGAGAAGGAGUGUGGAGAGGUCGACAUUCAGGAAGUUCCAAGACGUUCUACUUCUGUUCAUGGUGUGGCCACAAAACUUUUGUGAAGACGAACAUAGUGGCUCACUCACGCACUCACACAGGAGAGAAACCCUACGAUUGUUGGCAUUGUGGCGUGAAAUUUGCUCGCAAAGACUAUCUAAGCUCUCACAUCUUCAAACAUCAUUUAGUAUUGCCUUGCCUUGCCUUUAAGAAGUGCUCAUGUAUUUUUUGCCAGAGUGUGGCCAGGGGGAGAAAUGGAAUUUGGUCUGGAAAAGAUGCUAGAGGGCAGUGCAGGAUAUACUUCUGCGAGUACUGUACAUUUGCAUCAUCACGCAGCUCCAAUGUCAUUGCUCAUGCACGAAUCCACACUGGUGAAAAACCAUUCAAAGAAGAAGCCUUUGAAGAAUCAUAUGUGGACUCAGCACAAAAUGAUUUAAGUCUUGUUGUUUGGAGUGAUACAGAAAGUCAAAUAAAUGGUUUGCUAGAAGCAUGUGUUUACCUUUCUUUGCGGGUGGUGGAAGAAAGUGAGAAGAGGCAAUUCUUGACCUUGAAGAGGGGAGAAGAUGGAAUCCUAAUCAGCCAAGAUCCUUUGACCGGCUGCAGGCUUCACAUCUGUCCAUACUGCACCUAUAGGUCAGGGUACAAGUCACACACUGUGGAACAUGUGCGAACACACACAGGUGACAGACCUUUCAGGUGUGAUAUGUGUGGGAAAAGUUUCUGUCGUAGAUCUCAUUUGAGACGACACAUGACGUUGACAAAGGAGCAAGGCGGAGUGUGGAGUGCUCGACAGGUGGGGGUCGGCAGCAAGAUAUACCUCUGUUCCUUCUGCCCAUACAAAUCUCCCAUCAGGACGAAUGCCCUGGCCCAUGUUCGAACUCACACCAAUGAAAGGCCAUUUCAGUGCAGUCUUUGUGGUGUGGCUUAUAAACAGAAUGUGGCACUGAGAAGGCACCUAGCCACAUGGCACAAUCCUUGA